AAAUCGUGAACAAUGAUGCCUCCUCAAACGCUUGUUCCGUGGCUAUGGCUAUUGCUUCUGGGUAUGGUUGUGUUUGCGUGCACAACAACUCCAGCACGCGCCAUGGUGGAGUCGGAGCGUGAAGGAGGAAGCCGUCACAGAGAUUUUGAUUAUUUUGCUUUGUCGUUGCAAUGGCCUGGCACUUACUGUCAACGCUCCCGCCAUUGCUGUCCCUCUAAUGCUUGCUGCAGAGGCUCCAACUCUCCAACAAUAUUCACCAUACAUGGGCUCUGGCCUGACUAUAAUGAUGGAACCUGGCCAGCCUGUUGCUCUAAAUCUAGAUUCGAUCCAAAAGAGAUAUCGACUUUGACUGAUGCUUUAGAGCAAUAUUGGCCAUCAUUGAGCUGUAGCUCACCAUCAACAUGCAGCGGUGGAAAAGGUUCAUUUUGGGGUCAUGAGUGGGAGAAGCAUGGAACAUGCUCAUAUCCUGUGAUUAAAAAUGAAUAUGAUUAUUUCCUGACAACGCUGAAUGUCUAUUUCAAAUACAAUGUUACAAGAGUUCUAAAUGAUGCUGGAUAUGUUCCGUCUAAUACAGAAAAGUAUCCCCUUGGAGGCAUUAUUUCUGCCAUUGAGAAUGCUUUCCAUACAUCUCCUUUAAUAGUUUGCUCCAAAGGUUCUAUAGAGGAACUUCGCCUAUGCUUCUAUAAGGACUUCAAGCCACGAGAUUGUGCUGUUGGAUCCAACAUUGAAAUUGACAUGGUUACUUCAAAAGGAUCAUGUCCCAAAUAUGUUAGCUUGCCAGAAACUGUAUCCUUAGGGAAUGAUGAGCUUCAGAGUUGGGUGUCCGAUGAAGAUGAUGCAGCUCUUUAAGGUUAAGGUUACGCUAGAGUGCUUCUAUAUGUAAAUUUCUGUACCUUGCGAAGGAACAAAGCCACAUGCAUAAAUUUGUUCUGAUGUUGUACCAUUUACCAAUUUAGAGACAAUAGAAUAAAGUGAAGAGCUGGACAUUUGGGUUGAGAUCUAGCACAGCUAAACUUAGCCGGAAAAAUGAAGAGAUGGCUGAAUGUAUUAUUUAGGAUCAUAGGAUCUAUCUCCAGCCUGCUGCCAUGUAUUUGGAGGCCGGGUUUUAUCCGUUUCUUUAUUAUUGUAAGAAUGUACAAUUAUAACUGUACAAUUAAAUAUGUUGUUGUAUAAUAAG
Molecule: messenger RNA, 1177 nt
Organism: Gastrolobium bilobum
Lineage: Eukaryota; Viridiplantae; Streptophyta; Magnoliopsida; Fabales; Fabaceae
Product: ribonuclease 2
Exons: 9
Coding region: 13-849 (278 amino acids)
Biological process (GO): RNA catabolic process
Cellular component (GO): extracellular region
Molecular function (GO): ribonuclease T2 activity; RNA binding
Source: RefSeq, a predicted model, not a curated record